Messenger RNA from Monascus purpureus, 204 nucleotides. Lineage: Eukaryota; Fungi; Ascomycota; Eurotiomycetes; Eurotiales; Aspergillaceae. The record is from the annotation of a GenBank genome assembly.
AUGCCUUCGUCGGCAGAGACUCCGUACGACGCCGGUCCCAGGCUGCUCCGCGACGUGUGGGCGCUCACGGCCAUCGCCAUUGUCAUCAUGGGUCUCAGGGUCAUCGCGAAGCUUCGCAUCAAAAAAUUCGGCUGGGACGACGUGCUCAUGAUCGUUGCGUUGGUGCGUUCCCCUUCCCCCUGCACGGCGAUUACUCUGUGCUAA